This is a messenger RNA of Pelodiscus sinensis (Chinese soft-shelled turtle), 2894 nucleotides long. NCBI's taxonomy places the organism in Eukaryota, Metazoa, Chordata, Testudines, Trionychidae. The record is from RefSeq and is a predicted model, not a curated record.
AUGCAGUUAUCCUACUAAAACUCCUGCAAGUCAGGGAGUGCUAUCAUUUCCAUUUUACAGAUGAGAAACUGAGGCACAAACCACUUAAGUGAGUUCCCAAGGUCACAGUGGAAUUCUGUUAAAGAGCCUGGAACUGGAGCUAGGUCUUUCGAGUGCUAACCAUUGUACCAGCCUUCCUCUCUUCGGAAGGAGGGGACUGUGCUCAUAGGUUAUACACCUGAGCUCAGGCACCCAUUCCACAUAGAGGAAAAAACAUAGUGGGAAUAUUAACCAUGCUUCCCUGAUUUAGAGCUUCAAGAAUAAGGCCGUGUCUACACUGACAAUUGAGUUAUAAAGCUUUUGUCAUUUGGAGGUGCUAAACCGCCACCUCCAAAAGAUGAAAGUUUUACCGUGGCAAGUGUCAAUGUGAACAGCACAUUGUGGUCUCCUGUUGACAUUGAGAACGCCGCAUGUUGGGGAUGGAUGUAAUUUGUUGGCAGAAAUGCCAACAAACAGCAGUUACACUGCCUACCCAUUAGUGACACAGCUGUGUUGCUAAAAGCUAUGUCAUGUAGACAAAGCCAAACUCUCUUUUCUGAAAAUUAUCUUUGGCCAAAUGCAAGUUGUGCUUAGUCAGACAUAAGUUAUUGGGCUCAAUACAGGGCUAAUUGAGUGUAAUUUUAAGGGCCUGUGUUUUGAUAAUCUAAUGGCCACAUCUGGCCUUCUGUGAAUCUUUGAAUUCUCUCUCUUACUCCCUUUGUGUUGUAGGACAUAUACCUUCUGGCCUGAUCUGCCACCCUGAUCGGGAGCACUUUAUCUAUCCUCUGGGUUGUACCAUAAUUAUUCAAGGCCUGAACAACAAUACGCAAGCUUUCCUACAUGGCCACACUAACAAUGUCUCCUGUGUUGCUGUGUCUCAGAGUGGAUGUUAUGUUGCUUCUGGACAGGUCACUUUCAUGGGCUUCAAGGCAGAUAUAAUUUUGUGGGACUACAAGAAGAGAGAGCUGCUUGCACGGCUGUCACUUCACAAGGGGAAAGUUGAAAAAUUGGCUUUCUCGCCGAAUGACCUUUACUUGGUGUCACUGGGAGGCCAGGAUGAUGGCAGUGUGGUUGUAUGGAGCAUAGCUAAGAGAGAAGCCAUCUGCGGCAGCCCUGCUUCAGCUCGCAGUGCUGGAAAUGCUACCGUCCUGGCCUUCUCCAGCUGCCGAGACGAGUCAUUUGUUAGUGCUGGAAAUGGGACUAUUCGAGUAUGGGAACUAGAUCUACCAAAUCGAAAAAUUCGGCCAACAGAAUGCCAGACAGGGCAGCUGAAAAGAGUAGUCACAUGUAUUAUGAUGGCAGAAGACGAUAGCUACUUCUAUGUUGGCACUUCCAGUGGUGAUCUCCUGAAGCUGAAUAUGAAGAGCAAACUGAUGAGUGACUAUGGACCUGUGAAGGAGAAGUUCAGUCUGGGAGUCACAGCUUUGCUUUUGCUGAAGACGGGCGAGUUAGUGGUCAGCACCGGAGGAGGGGUUGUCGCUCUCUGUAAAGGAUCAAACUACAAACCAAUCAAGAAAAUUCAAGUCCAAGGUGGCAUCACCUCCCUCACAGGCCGAGGUCAAGGUCACCAGUUCUUCGUAGGAACGGAAGAGUCCCAGAUUUAUCGCCUCAACUACAACGAGUUUAAAGAGGAGCUCAUUGCCACCUGUCAUAACGAAGCUAUCCAUGACAUCAUUUUCCCAUCGGAAACCUCUGACUUGUUUGCCACCUGCUCCAAGAGCGACAUCCGAGUAUGGCACACCCCGGAGAACAAGGAGCUGUUACGAAUCACGAUCCCCAAUAUGACCUGCCAUGCCAUAGACUUCAUGAGGGACGGCAGGAGCAUCAUUUCAGCUUGGAAUGACGGGAAAAUCCGAGCCUUCACGCCCGAGACUGGUCGACUCCUGUAUGUGAUCGACCACGCCCACAGCAUGGGCGUGACAGCCAUCGCGACAACGAGCGAUUGCAAAAGGAUCAUCAGUGGAGGGGGGGAAGGGCAGGUGCGGGUGUGGGAAAUUGGCCAGCACACUCGCAAGCUGGAGGGCGUUCUGAAGGAGCACAUAUCCACCAUAUCUUGCAUCAAGAUUAAGAAGAACAACCGGGAGUGUGUGACAGCCAGCACCGACGGGACGUGCAUCGUCUGGGACCUCGUCCGAUUCAUGAGGAAUCAGAUGAUCCUGGCCAACACCUUGUUCCAGUCCGUGUGUUACCAUCCGGAGGAGCACCAGAUAAUCACCAGCGGGACAGACCGGAAGAUCGGAUACUGGGAAGUAUUUGAUGGCUCUGCAAUCAGGAAUUUGGAAGGCUCCCUGACUGGCUCCAUCAAUGGGAUGGAUAUCACCUCAGACGGGACCUACUUUGUCACAGGCGGUGACGACCACCUGGUGAAGGUCUGGGACUAUAACGAGGGCGAGGUGACGCACGUUGGCACGGGCCACAGUGGCAGCAUCACCCGCAUCAAGAUCUGCCCCGGGAACAAAUACAUUGUGAGCGUGAGCGCGGACGGGGCGAUCCUGCGGUGGAAAUACCCACACUCCCCCUGACACCCGGCACAGACACUGCGAGGCCACGUGCCAGUUCUGAGCUCUGUUUUCUCGUACUGCUCCACACUGUGCAAACGUUCCCCUGAUAGAGGAGCCCUGGGUUUUAUAGACGCGCAUAUUAAGUAACCUGCCCCGUCAGAUGCUCCCUGGUGUCCAUGAGACUGACCGGCCGGACUUGCUCAGGCACUGGGCACCUGCAGCCCCCGCUGGCUCCCUGAAGUUGCGGGCUCCUCCCUGUUCAGGGCCAGCCCAGGCAGUUCUGUCGGGGCUCGUGUUCCGUUGCUAAAUCCCCUUCCAGCUCCGUCUGCCUCCUUCACAAUGAACGGCUUGUCGGCGGAAUUCAGGCUUCUGUGC